AUUCAAAUUUGCUUGAAUCGAUUAUCUCUAAUAUGCGCAAUUAUCGAAUUCAUGUGAAGAUUUAUCUACAAUGCAUACAAAGCAUCAGAAUUAACCGAUGGUUUAAAGAAGAUGGCGUCUAUAUUAAAACGCUGCCUCACCAUGGGAACGCGAGUCUCUUGGUACGAGAUUUCGUUUUUGUGUGUUUGGUCGGUUUCGUUUUUCGAUUGUUCCGAGCGUUUGCGUUCGUGAAUCGUUUCGAUCGCCGGCUAUUACAAUCGUCGCCAUGACCAUGCUCGCGUGGUCAUCUUCGUGUGUCGUAUCGUUUCUUCGUCGCGCGGAGAGCAGCUAAUGAGGACACCGUAUAUUGGUCAAUGGUAUUCGAGCACUUCGCAUGCUCGCAAUGAAAUGCGGAGAAAUGUGUAUUGUAUGUGUUAAAACGUAACAACGCAUCGAAUUUGUGGAAAAACCGAGUUGUUACACAGUUUGCUAAGCCAAAAACAUAGAGUCUGUAUUUUCAAAUAACUGAAAGCUUCAUGAAUCGUCGUCGUAAUCGAUUGCAUUCGAUUGCAUCAAUUAUAUUAUACAAGUUGUGUAAUGUGCAAGUACUAUACACUUGUAAGAUUCUUCUCUUUUCACGUUACAGCCGCCAUUGUUCGUCCACUUAACCUCUAAUUCUUGUGUCAUCAAUCGCAGUGCAUCUCGUAACUGCACGUACAGACCUACAAACUUGCCGAUUCACCACAGUACAAUGCUGAAUAAAAAGCAGAAAUUUAUUGUCGAAUUGUUUGUGAACUUGCAUUUGACAAAAACAAAAUUACUUCUAUUUAUAACCUCUAGUUGAUAUACUACCAUGUGGCGCCAUCUGGUGUGAUAAAUAUUUAAAUUGCUUAGAAAUAAUUUUAAUUAUAUCUAGGGUCCGGUCCUGAUGUACGGUGCGGUUUUACAUUCGCUUCGUAGGCUUCAGUAAGCUCUCUGCCCGGUGUUUUCGGCGAGUCGGUGUACGCCGGUGUUGCUUUCUUCGAUGCACGUCUCGCGAGUAGGGAGAAGUGUGUCGAGAAAUGAUAAGUGUCUGCGGCGCGCAGCCGCCGCUUCUCUAUUCACGUGCUGCGGCUCGUCGAGAGUGGUUGCGUACGCGUUCUUCGACUUCAUCGCGCCUUUUUAAAAUAUUGUUCCGGGCGAGUGUGAGUGGUGUGUGCGUACGUGCCGUGUGCCGUGUAUUAUGCCCUGAUUAACGCAACGAUGUAAAAUAACCAAAGUGACUGGAUUAACAUCAAAGAACAUCCGCCAAACACCGAAAAGUAACCAUGUUAGAACUUAGAAGAUUAGUGAUGUUUGCCGUUCUAGGACUGUCGAUGGUGAUAUUAAUACCGGGCAUUAUUGCAUCGCCAUCGAUAGAAACCUCCCCAGAUGAUAAUUCUCUGUGGAGGAGUAUAAGUAAUUGCAAGGAUAUGUCCUUGGACUGUAUGAAACAGGAGUUUGUUUCCUAUUUGAAUAAUGUAUUUAAUAGUCAGAAUGUGCGCGUGGCGUCGUUUCUUAAUUUUCGGAAAAACGACAUUGAUUAUAGUGCCUGGCGUAGUGCUACAAGUAAAAACAAGAGUGAACCAAAUAGCGGCGGAGAAGAUGCCGAUGAUGAACUUGAAGGGACAUCAGCAAGGGCAGCAAACCCUUUAGAGGAAGUGACUAAAUCAGUGCAGGACAAAAUCAAAGAGUUCUUCGUCACGCAUGACGUCCAACUUGCACUGCCGGAAUUUGUGGCAGAAGGAGCUUCGGUACGCAUCUCGCCUAGGGCCUUCCAAGAUGGCGGCGCUCUUAUCAAAUUGGAUUUAACCGGCGAGGCUGAGGAACGCUCGUCUUCUGUGGGCACACCACGUAUCUUCUUUAAAAAAAUCAAGAAGUUCAUCGGCGAGCGCCUAAUGUGGGCCCUGGCGGCCCUCGUGCUCGUUGUCAAGCUGCUCAGUUUGAAAUUCAUGUUCUUUCUGCCAGUUAUCAUGGGCGUGGCCGCCGCCAAGAAGCUGCUGCUCAAAGUCAUCCUCUUCGUGUUUCCUUUCUUGGGCCAUCUCUUCAAACUGUGCCCGUACUACUCGCCCACCAAAUAUCACCACCACCAUCAUCAGAUCUCGCACUUGCACCACCUUCCGCCACAUUUGCACGAUAUACACGCCGGUGGCAUUGAGUUAGAUCAUCCGCCGCCAGGGUGGAGUGAGAGUGAUCACGACCAUCAUCCCCAUCAUCAUCUAGAUAGUCAUGGUGAAUACGCUGAGGAUUUAGGAUAUUAUACUGAUGGACCUGCUUUUGGUGCUCAAGAAAUUGGAUUACGCAGAAAGCAACAAGCUGCUCAAAUUGACGAAGAUGAUCCGUACCCAAGUCAAGCCCAACCAGGGUAUUCAGGAUAUCCGAAAGACAUAAAGCCUUAUCUACCAAAACCCGCGCCUGUUCCCAAAGGCCCCACAAAAAUUAAGGCUGGACCUAUCAGCGCCGCAGAAAUAGAAAACAUGGUUCUCAAGGCAGAGAAAGAAGCCAUGCUGAAAGCUCGUCUUCAAGCAGAACAAAAACGAGUCGAAGUGGAAAACAAGCGUUUACAGGAUAAAAUUAAAAAUUCGCUAAAACUACAAGAAAAACUAAAAAUUCAAUCGAUGGUAGCGAAACAAACAUCAAAGAUAGCCGCAGCAUAUCAACCGCCGCCACCACCCCCACAAUCACAACCCGCUGCACAACAAUUAAUUCAACCGCACUACAUCAGUUCGUAUUUGCCGCAACAAGUUGUACCGGCGCAGGCGAUUUACGCACCCGUCGCACAUCAUCAACCCGUCUACAAUAAUCCCACGGUGCUAUCAGCGAUGCAAACGCAGUUACAAAACUCAGCGUUAAACACUAACACCAACUCUUUGAACUCAUUGGGCACUUUUGGAAAACAAGCCAAUAGCGCAAGUGGUAACAGUAUGACUGGUGCUAAUAUGGCGGCAACCGGAAGUGGGAAUACGUUCGAUCCGUUCUACAGUCCGAUUCUGCAAAAAAUCGAUAAGAUAUUUAACGAGUUGGUCAUUCUGGACGAAACGUGCAGGGAGCGGCUUGUUUGCAACAUGUACAGCGAACCGGAGAAGUACAGUCCUCACAGUAAUCUUAUUAGUGCCGAAUUAAGCAGGGAUGCAAGUGAAUUACAAAAACCAACAACGAGUAAUUUGGCCGUUAUCCGCUUUUACAAAUAUGUGCAGGCUGCGAGAGAUGGACAAGAUAAACGCGCAUGCGCUACGUUGUACCCGGCGUGCACACUGAGUCUAUAAUGUGGGCCCUCUGACGCCUAAUAGCUUUGACAGUGCACACAGAAUGGACGACAGACGAAUGCAUGUUGUCAACAGUCGAUUGCCAUAGUUAUUGCAUAUACGAGUAUAACAGUAACAAACCUCAAGACACCUAUUUAUUUAUUUAUUUAUAUAUUUAUUUAUUUGUAUUACUUCUUUAAGUAAUUCUUAUUCUUUAAAAAUUGUAUUACUUAUUUAAUUUAUUACUGCAGACAAGUCAAGUAAUCUAAACCUUGGCACUAAAUUAUGACAAUUUAAAUGUACUUAUCUAUGAUAGUUUCUUUUUCUUGGGAUUUAUUUAUUUAUUUAUUUAUUUAUUUAAAUGUAUAAUAAUAUAGGAAGAAAAUAUUCUGUGACGGUAUUAUUAGGAUAAAUUGUAUUCUAAUUAGUUAGUCUUGUAAGUAAUCGAAUCAAAUUGAUAGUCACUAAUGUAAUAGAAUGCCGCUCAAAUCAUAGUUACGAAUACUUCACGUUAAUGAUUUCUGAGAGUUGUUUGAGUUAAUUCUAGUUCGAAUUGUAGCCGUGUAUAGCUCGACGCCAGUUUUAAAUAUGGCGUCUAUAUAAUGGCUAAAUAUACUAACUUAACUGUAUCUAGUUACUACUGAACUAAAAUAAUUAAUAAGUGAACAAUAAAAGGAAAUUGUGGAUGUUUCACGUAGAAAGACAAUGUGAAAUGUCGGGAGCGAAAGUGUAAACGGUGAAAACAUUAUAAAUACUGUUAAUAAAACGAGAUUGUUGUAAGUUGUAAAUAAAUUUUAUAUGUACGUGUACUUACUGUAUUUUGGUGUGAAUAUAAUUAAAUAAAUGUAUUUGUGAUA
Molecule: messenger RNA, 4099 nt
Organism: Dalotia coriaria
Lineage: Eukaryota; Metazoa; Arthropoda; Insecta; Coleoptera; Staphylinidae
Gene: Osi17
Product: DUF1676 domain-containing protein Osi17
Exons: 6
Coding region: 1287-3263 (658 amino acids)
Cellular component (GO): membrane
Source: RefSeq, a predicted model, not a curated record